AAUAGUAAAGGAACCCUCAUGUCGUAAGAAUCAUACAAUAUUAUUCAAUUUUAUUAUUCAGAAUAAAACUGUAAACUUGUACCAAUAUAGAGUAGUAUAUAAUCAGGUUUUAUAAAGAGAAACCAUUUAGUUUAAAUUGAGUAUCGGUACGGUUAACAUUAAAAGGAAUAAAAUUAAGAAAGAAAAAAAAUAAAAAGAGAAGGAAAUUUUAUUGUGUUAUUUAAUUUAUUCUGUGAACAAUAUUAAUUAAAAAAACAAAAAAAUUAUUAAUUUAUAAAAAUUUUAUGUGUUUAAAAAUUAAAUAAAAAAAAAAGGAAUUUUAUAAAAAUAAUAUAUAAGAAAAAAAAAUCAAUUUUAUUCAAAAAAAAUAAAAUAAAAAUACUUUAUUAAAAAUGGAAUCAGAAAGUCAAAAAAAUAUUGUUAAUUCCAAUGCAAUGGAUACAUCAGAUUCAAUGAAUUUAUUACCACAUUUGGAAUCAUUAGAAAGAAUGAUGCAGUUACCUGUUGUUGGUGCUGCAUGGCAACAAAGUCAAAAUGUCUAUGAAACUGUAAAAUCACAUAAUCGUAUGUUGAACUGGGCAUUUCGUACUGCCGAAGAUGCUGUACAUCGUGCUAUAAAUACAGCUGCACCAAUUGCAGCACCAAUUGUAUCAAAAUUUGAUCGUCCAAUACAUUAUGUUGAUGAAACAUUAGUUAAAGGUAUCGAUAAAUUAGAAGUAUGUGCACCAAUUAUUAAAGAACAACCACAGGAAAUAUAUAAUCAAGCUAAAAAUAAAGUAAUUGAAGUUGUACAACCAAUAUGUGCUUUAAGAGUUGCUGGACAACAAAAAGCAGCAUCAUUAAAAGAUUUAUCAUGGCAAAAAGCUAAUGAAGUAUUAGCAACACAAUAUGGUAGUAUGGCUGUUAAUGGUGUUGAUAAUACAUCAGCAUUAGCUGAAAGAUUAUUAGAUUAUUAUUUUCCAAAAAUUGAAAAUGAAACAGAAGCAAGUGAUAAUGUUCCAAUAUCAGCAAAUGAUGAUCCAGUUUUACAUACAGUACAAACAGUUGGACGUUUAUCAAAUAAAGUUGCACGUCGUGUCUAUAGAACAGUUUCACGUCAAAUAAAAGAAUUAAAGAAAGAAGAUGUACAAGAAUAUGUAGCAUCAUUAAUUGCUGUAUUAAGACUGACACAAUAUUUAAAUUUUAUUAAUGAAAAAAUGAAUCAACAACAGCAACAACAACAACAACAGCAAUCAUCAUCAUCAUCUGGACCAACAAUUGCAUCAACACCAAUUAAUACAACAUCAAAUGUACAACAACAACAACAACAUCAAACAAAGAAAAAAAUGAAUUUGGAGAAGAAAUCGAGAGUAUAAAUUGAGUGUAUAAAAGCAAUAGAGAUUUGUAAAUACAACAAAUAUGAUUGAGAUACGUUUAGGAUUUAAAUUGAAUUGGAUGCUCGAAUACUCAAUAAUGUUACUCAAUAUCCAUUUCUAUCUUUCUCUAUCUCUCGCAAUAAAAAAAAGUACAAUGUAAUGAAAAUUUUCAUUGCAUAAACAACACAAAAACAAAAAUUGUUUACAAUUUGUGGAAAAUUUUUUUUUUCUCCAUUAUAGGUACUUUGUUCAUUUUGGAAAAUAAUACAUCACUCAUGCAUGCAUACA
Molecule: messenger RNA, 1643 nt
Organism: Condylostylus longicornis
Lineage: Eukaryota; Metazoa; Arthropoda; Insecta; Diptera; Dolichopodidae
Gene: Lsd-2
Product: lipid storage droplets surface-binding protein 2
Exons: 4
Coding region: 393-1355 (320 amino acids)
Biological process (GO): positive regulation of triglyceride storage; lipid storage
Cellular component (GO): cytosol; lipid droplet
Source: RefSeq, a predicted model, not a curated record